UAGUUGUAUAUAUAGGCUAGAUUUGUAAAUUCGACUUUACUAAAUAUGAGCAAACACGCAGACACUCCACAGAUCAAGGAGGUCAAAGCUAAGAAGGUUCGAAUAGCGAGAAAGACGAGAAAAUCCAGUCGCGUUAGCGACUGUGAUGAAAAUAAUGUCGGAGAGAGUACCCUCUUCUCUCGAGUUCUUUUGGAACCUGGUCAGAGAAGUUGGGAAACUGUUUCUGACAAUCACCGGGAUUCGAGUACGAGUGAAGUUGUAGAAGUUAGUGUAAUGAAUUCGUUGAAAGAAGUUGACCACGAGUACGACGGCGAUAGAUAUCAGGAGUUGUCUCUAUUCGUAACGCCUCCCCAAGGACCUCGGAGCAGCAUAAGAAACACAAGAGGCAGACGGUUAACUCCCUUCGCCCGCGCCCCUUUAGAAGAAUCGAGUCCAGAAAUGGACGAUGAGGCAAGCAAAACUAGUAACAUCAGCAACCAGAGUUUUUCUGGUUGGGAAAUGGAAACCCUCCGGGAAACCCCGAACCUUCCCAAAUCAGCGAAAAUUAAAGAACUGAUGCAUGAAAACCUUCUGCAACUAGGAGUUUCGCCUCCUGUAGCUGCGUCUCCGCUGAGUGUAGUCGAAACGCCUAACAGCAGACUGAUUAAUGCGUUGGAUCUUGGAGACUUCGUGAGUAAUGAGUCACCAAAACCUGCUGAUGAAGAGAAUGAUCAAUCAUGUCCAGCUCAAGUUCCAAUUUUCUUGGUCGAGAAUGCAGCUGACAACGAAGCUCCUCUGUUUGCUGAAAAUAUGUCGAAAAGCAAAGAUAACAAAAGCUUGGAUGCAGGUGAUCCGAAAGAUGCUAGUUCUCGGAGUAAAUCUGAUUCGACUGCCGAAAAUGAUUUUCCCAAACUUGAUGAAAAUAUUUUGAUUGAUGAGGAGAAUAAUAAUCUGACUGAACCAAGUGUUCAGCAAGAUCUCAACGGUGCUGUAGAGGCUUCAGAUGUGAAUGUUAUCACUGCUAUGCGUGAUCAUGAGCACCAAGGGGAAACUGCGGUAGUUCUGCGUACACCUGAGAAACGUGGAAAGCUGGCGCCCCCGAUGAGGCCGAAGAAACCAAAAAGGAGUACGAUGGAAGAAAUUAUAGACGUUUCGAACUCUCCGAAUCGAGAUGAGCCCAUUGAUGAGAUCGAAGAAACAUAUGAAGAAUUGGGCGCGGUUGGCAGUCAUGAACAAAUGGAGGGAAAGGAAGGCGAGUAUGGGAAUAAUGUGGACGAGUGGGUGAAUUGCAGUGGGGCUCCAGUGCCUUUGAUGCAGUCUACGGCAUGUGAUCUGGAUUAUGUGUUGACUAAUGAGGAACAGCAACAAUCUACUGCACUAUCUCUGGAGAAACAGAAGCAAAAUAAGCAGAAUAAGAUGCUGAAAUCUCUGAGGAAGAAACUGUUCGACUCAAUUGUUGUCAGCAGGAGGACACAAGUGAGAAGGAAACGAGCGACAACUAGUUCGAGGAGAAGUCAAAGAAGCAUAGCCUCCCGCAUGUCAUCGUCAUCUCGAAGAUCGUCACGCAGAUGCAGAGUAUUAGUGUCGUCGUGUUCUUCAAUGAGCAACAAAAAGGGAGUGAGCAGACUGGGAGGAGGGGGAAAAACACAAGCAGAGGUCAAGUUAGUUCAAAAGAGCAGCAGGCACUCUGAAGAGGCUGGUCGUGAUGAAGGGGAACAAAAUUUGGCCAGUGGAGAAGCAGGUGGCAAAGAUGGACAAGGGCAAGGUAUAGAGGGGUGGAAAGAUAGGGAACAAUUUAAGAAUUUGCAGAGGAUCAAAAGUCAGAAACAGAGAGCUCUGUCCACUUCAGAAUUGCUUAAUAACAGUCCACUAAAGUUCUUUCUGGACAGCGACAAGUUCCAAAGCUUCACUAUUGCACCUUGUGUUGUCGCGGUCGCCAAUGUUCAACCUCAGGUCAUCUCAUCGGGAGUUCUUGCUAGUGGUCCAGCCAAUGCUCUGGACUAUGGCUCCAAUGGAGUGAAUAUAUGUCCGUUAACCCUGAUGGCAAAAGAGUUGCUGUCAGCUAAGGCGUCUGCAGGGGAAUUAAGCGAGCGACUGACAAAUGAGUGUCGUGAUAGAUGUCUAUCUAAACUAAAUCACAACAAGCAACAACGGCGGGUUGAUUUUGAUGAAAGUGAUAGCCUGUGACAAAAUGAGACAUGAAAUAACUUAAAUUUGCUGAAAUUGAAGUGUAAAUAUAAUUGAUGUGCAAUUCAGAAGUGCAUAAGGAAAACCAAUGAAAUGGACGUUUUUCGCUUCGCCCUACAACACAGUGAUCAUAGAGCUGUAUUACUCACAAAACUGAUUUCGUGAAAUUAUGUUAGCUUGCGUUUAUGUGAACGCAAUAAAAUGGGAAAAGCGCGACAACUGUGAAUGCUUUAAGUGCUCUUUAAAUGACAUAUAGCAAGCGAAAAAUUUUUUUUCAUCAGAUAAAUUUGAGCCUUCCAAUAAUGGUGCUAUUAGGAACGUAAAUACUAUUAUUUAGCAUGAUUUAUGUUUUUACUGGUUAAUUCUUCUUGUUGGUGCUAAUUUUUGACUUGAAGUUACAGUUAAUAUGCGUUAAUUUGAGCCUUAAUAAAAAAAAUUUUGCAAUGA
This is a messenger RNA of Symsagittifera roscoffensis, 2613 nucleotides long. RefSeq lists its product as uncharacterized. The record is from RefSeq and is a predicted model, not a curated record. NCBI's taxonomy places the organism in Eukaryota, Metazoa, Xenacoelomorpha, Acoela, Convolutidae. Bases 46 to 2166 code for a protein of 706 amino acids. The transcript is spliced from 7 exons.